GUUUUGACUAUUAAACAAUGUUAAAUCUUGUUUUUUUCUUUUUUAAGGUCGUCGGAACACCGUGUGCAUUUUAGAGAGAAAAAAAGUGAUGACAGUUUGGGAAAUGUUCACAUGCAUCUUCUUAAACCGGAGCAAACGUUUACUCCGCAAUGCUAAUGUGAAUAUUGGGCGCACGUGUCCAUUUAAUAGAAACCUACAAACUAAUGUAGCGGAGCUGCACUUUUCCAGUGCAAUAGACAGAGAGCAAUUAAUUUGUUCUCCCUCCAUCUGAUCAGAUGGAAAUCCUGUCCUCGAGCACCAGGAUUACAACUUCCGCUUUAACAUCUCCCUUAAUUACCUAAUAGCAUUGCAGCGUGAAUUCUGCCUACAUUAAGACACUUUCACAUUAACCGGACUGAUUGGAAAUGUGAUGACAACACCGUAUCAACAAAUUAUAGCGCAGUGCUUUCUUUCGCAAAUGGGCACAGGAGCGGCACUUGUACUCUCCCAGAUUUUAAUACCGACAAUUACAGCCAAUUUGGGCAGAAUUACUAGACAGACCUGCAACAGUAGAAUCCUCCUGCGACACGGACUACACGGCUUCAAUGAACGGAGAGAUCAGAACUUACCAGAGCCAAUUAAGUUUCAAGAUAAAAAAAAAUUCAAAGACGCCGUGCCAAAAGCAUGGACGCCCAUUGUACAACUAUAGGGAAUAAUCCAUACCUAAAUAUAAGCAAAAUAGUAUGUAAAACGCCAGAGUAAUGCCACGAGAGAUACAAUUUAGAUUAAGAGUAAAAUACACACAACAUAAUGUAGAUUUAAUCCGGUUGUUUUACCAGCCAUGUGUAAUAAUGCUAUAAUACGUCUGAUAAAUGAACUUGUUUUCCACAUAUCUAAGCAUGUACUUUUAGGAUAGAUUCACCUUUAACUCACGUUUGCAAAAAGUUGAACUGUGGGCACGUUUUCAGCAGUGCAGGAACAAUUUUGAUCAGUUUACUGAAUUUCAGCCAUUAAAUGAAAAGUAGAUGUUUGUUACAAUAAAGUAUAAGAACGACACCACGGAACAGCCAACAAGCGGGUUAUCAGCAUAUGCCGAGCGCCAACAACUAAACUCUUCCAUCCUGAGCAUACUGAACAUACUGCGGAUUCCGGAGUAGCUCAUCUCAUUUGUAUUCAUAUAUUUUUCAGGAGAUGUAGAAAUGCUGCUGCAAGAAAGCGUGUGUUUCUGAACCGGUUUCCUUUGUUUAUUCCGUCCGACUGCACCCCGAAACAGAUUUUUUUUAAUUGAGAAAAUGGUGAAACUAUAUUCAUAACUACAACCGAGAUAAACGAAAAAUCUAUGUGUAGAGCAUUUUAGAAAAUGCGGACUAUACAUUUUCCAAAUUCCCAUCAAAAUAAUUGCUCAAAGUCCAAACCAAUAAUACAUAAAUAAAAUAUUCACCAUACACACACUCGAAAAGGGAUAGCAAGUAGCUGUAACUCCUUUUUAUCCAUGGUCAAGAUUUAGUACACCUUUUGUUCGUAUGCUCAAUAAAGACGAAUUCUUCCGCUAGGCCAUGUAAGCUGCAAACCUUGCGAAAAAAACAGCACAGUUGCUAGGCAACCGCAUAAGCGCCGCUACGAUUGAUUCUCGGGUGGAUUUUUUAGUUGCUAUUCAAAUGAACUGUGAUGCUGAGGUCACAGGUGCGCUGCAUUUCUGGACUCUUGUUUGAUUUUUUCAGCUCCGGACAUGUAUCAGCCAAUCAGAACGAAGAACGGGUCCCUCCGCCCAUUCACAACUCCAAUUGGCUGAUGCGUAAAUCAAUUUCCCCAAUCCGCUAUCUGUCUGAAUAAAUGCUAGUUGGAAGUGUGCCCUCCCACUGAUCUCUCCGUGAUGCUCAGCGUACUGCCGUCCACUGGUCACACAGAGUGCAUUUAAGCCUGGCGACUUGUGGAGAGGAGGCAGAUGCUGAAGCAGGUUUGAAGGCACGGACAUAACAAACCCAAACUAGAAUCAUGAGCAUGAACUACGCGUCUGCGGUGCCGACGCAGAGGUCAACGUCGUUUUUCAUUGAGGACAUCUUAUUGCACAAACCCAAACCUCUGAGAGAGGUCAUACCCUCGCCGUUCUGCAGCUCCCUUGCCUCCCGGAUGCCGAUCCUGGAGUAUGGGUACCCGCUGAUGCCCACCCCGAUCUUGGCGCCACAUCCGCACCUUCCUCUCCAUAAGCCAGAGCACCACCAGUACUUCUUCACUUCUGGCAUGCAGAUGCCGGCCCUGUUCCAGCACCACGCCGAGUUACCAGGAAAGCACUGCCGACGCCGGAAAGCCAGGACGGUUUUCUCCGACUCGCAGCUGUCUGGUCUGGAGAAGAGGUUCGAAAUCCAACGGUACCUGUCCACGCCGGAAAGAGUGGAGCUGGCCACGGCGCUCAGCCUAUCCGAGACACAGGUAAAAACGUGGUUCCAGAACCGGCGGAUGAAGCACAAGAAGCAGCUGAGGAAAGCGCAGGACGAUCGGAAGACGCCCGGAGAGCUGGACCGAUCCGCAGACAACUCUAGCGAGAGUGAACUGAACGAGAAGAGCGCGGAGGAGCUGCGGCUUGGACUGGAGCCCGGCUCAUACCUGCUGGAGGAGAACGACGACGAUGUGGACAUUGAGGACGACAUUUGCUCCCCGGAACAUCUACUAUAGUAGGCUGCUGAGUUGUUUCAUCGCAGCUCCAUCCGCAAUGUAAAUGCACUGUAUAUAAAGUUGGCCUCUUUCCCUUUCCAUUACACAGCUAUACUGUUUUAAAAACAAAAAGGGGACGAGGCUUUACAAUACAAUGUUAAUAUUUAUUCAAACAUAAAAAGUGGGCCUAUUAAUUUUCUCCUCGAUGAGAGUUUUGGUGUUGUUACUUCUGACAAAACACGCGUUUAUUAUGGCAAUUAGUAUUAGAUAAAUAUUAUGACUAAAAUCUAGACUUUGAUUUUGACAUGUCAUCUAGCUCUGUCUUUUUAUUUUUGGACAGAAAAUCUGUACAGAUGCUUAUAAAUAAGCCAAAGGAACCGCUACUUGCUUUGUGACAUAGACGCGUCAUACCCCAUUCCUUUGCACAUAUAGUUUUUCUUUUUGUUGGUGUAUUGUUAUAUAUUAUUUGCCGUUUGUACAUAUUUUUGAAAGUUUUUUAAAUUAGUUUUUGGUCAAAAACACUUGAGUGACUGGCGUUUAUAUUUGUCUGUAUACAUAUAUAUAUCUAGUAUAUAAAUUAAUGGGUUAUUCUGUCAUCCUUUAUUUUUUUUAAAGCGGAUUUGUGUUCGUCGUUUACAUUUUUAUAUUUCAAACAUAUUUGGGGAAGAAAAUAAUAACCACAUAAUACUGAAUGGAUCAUUUAUGCAACUAAUAUGCAGUGCUAUUAUUUUAGCUACGCGCGGUCGGCUCGGCUCCUUUCAGCGCUGCAUUGAGAAAGGAGUCUCCACAGCAUGGAGCUCCGUUUUGCUUCCUGCUCGCUGGUCUGGAGCCCGCUGCGCUUUAACCCCGCUAACAGGGACGCAAAACACAGACAGCAAGACAUCACAUAAUGUCUAUAAUAACACAUAAGUCGUCGACUUCGAUCAAGAAAAGCAUUUAUAUCAGUCCAAGGAUGGAAAUAUACAUAAUCGGACAUAAUGGUUCAUUACUUCAAAUGAAAAUAAUGAUGGUGUCGCAACUAUGUUGAACGCGUCUGAUUAUGUCAGCAAUUCUGCUGGUCUUUGAAAAUUCUUCAGAAGUAUAGUGCUUAGAAAUCCAGUAACCUUAUUUUUGUUCAUAAAUAUAUUUUUGUCGUUUACUUUUAGCUAAUAUCAACACCGUUAGUAGUUUAAUAUGAUGUGUUUGACCUAAAAACUAUUAAUUUUGCACGAAUUAAUUUGCAAAAAAUGCGGUAUAGUUCAAGACAGUUAAUGUAUUUCUUGUGCAGCCAUUCAUCUGUUUGUUCACUGCAGAAUGUGCACAUGGAAAUAUCUUGUAUUUGAACUUUAUCAUGAACUUAUUAUUUCUAUCAGAAGCUCCGUUUUGAGGUGGAAAAUAUACUUUUUUCGUUGUAUUAUUCUUUAAAAAAAAGGGGGUACAAAUUGUACAGAUUCCAUAAAAGUAGCUGUACAUUGUGUCAUUUUACUGUAAAUACAUUCCAAAGAUUUUUGAUGUGUGCAAUCUGGUAACAUGAUUUUAUGAUUUGGAGAUUGGAUUUCCUUUAACAGUGUGUGUAAUAAGCUAUAUGGUGGACGCUUUUGCACCAUUUCAGGGUUAUUUUAUUUAUUCACUUGUAUAUCAACAUAAAAUCUACUUUGCCACAUUUGCAUGUAUUCAUUAGUUUUAACAUUGCCACAUUGCACAAUAACAACUGUUCCUCUCUGGUCCUUCA
Gasterosteus aculeatus aculeatus (three-spined stickleback) is the source of this 4342-nucleotide messenger RNA. RefSeq names its product brain-specific homeobox (gene bsx). Gene Ontology annotation, molecular function: DNA binding; DNA-binding transcription factor activity, RNA polymerase II-specific. Gene Ontology annotation, biological process: regulation of DNA-templated transcription. The record is from RefSeq and is a predicted model, not a curated record. Lineage: Eukaryota; Metazoa; Chordata; Actinopteri; Perciformes; Gasterosteidae.